Molecule: messenger RNA, 2076 nt
Organism: Candidozyma duobushaemuli
Lineage: Eukaryota; Fungi; Ascomycota; Pichiomycetes; Serinales; Metschnikowiaceae
Exons: 1
Coding region: 1-2076 (691 amino acids)
Molecular function (GO): metalloaminopeptidase activity
Source: RefSeq, a predicted model, not a curated record
AUGGAAAAACAACCUUUGCUUCCUAAAGACACCAAAAAGUGGUCUUUCAAGGAGUGGAUCACCAGCUGCGUGCCUUCACCGGCUGCAGACAUCAACGAUGACGAAUUGUCGAAAAUGCUCGUUUCAGAAAGCCCGCUGGACAGGGACCCUCUUCCAGAACUUCCUACUCCGGAGUGUGUUGUGUCUGAAUUGGAUGCUGGAGAGAAGCUUCAGAGACUUCGGAAACUCAUGAAAAGGCAUAACAUUUCUGUUUACAUUGUUCCCUCUGAGGACGAACACCAGUCUGAAUACACCGCUGUGGCAGAUAAGAGAAGAGAAUACAUCUCGGGUUUCAAGGGUAGCGCUGGAAUUGCCGUGGUGACCGUGGAUGAUCCAGAAACUUUAAGCGGAGAAGCUGCCUUGUCGACAGAUGGCAGGUACUUUUUGCAGGCGGAGAAGGAGUUGGACAAGAAACACUGGAAGUUGUUGAAACAAGGCCAGGUCGGUUAUCCCAGCUGGCAAGAGUUUGCACUCGAACUGGCGUCCAAGAGCAAGUUGUCUAAUGUUAUUUCUGUUGAUCCAAAGCUCUUGAGUCUUUCUGUGGGCCAGUACUUCAGCAGUACCCUGAGAUACAGAGGUGUGGUGUUCAAGCCAUUUAUUGACUACAACUUGAUAGACAAGGUCUGGGGCGACGAGAAGCCCGCUAGGCCUCAGGACCAAGCAUACAUAUUUACCCCACAGUAUGCUGGUGAAUCAGCAAAUGAAAAGAUCUCGAGGGUCAGAGAGGUCAUCAAGCAGAAGGAAGCAUCCCAUUUGGUCAUCACCGCUUUGGACGAUAUCGGCUGGCUUUUCAACUUGCGUGCCGACAAUUCUAUUCCAUUUUCGCCUUUCUUUUUUGCCUACGCUAUAGUGACCUUGAAGAAAGUAUACUUGUAUGCUGAGGAUAGUCUUCUCGAAUCUGUGCAAACAUACCUCCAUGCAAUCGAUACUUUGACGGUCAAGCCCUACAAAGCUUUCUACACGGACUUGGCCACUUUCAGAGCCACCAUAUAUGACCACUCCUUGCGUAUCAUUUUGCCAGCUAAGAGCGCUUGCAACUAUGCUCUUCUUUCCUCGUUGCCUCUGUCGGUGUCCAGACAAACGGUUAUCUACGACUCCAUUGUGACCGUCCUCAAGUUGACGAAAAACAAGACGGAGCUUUUCAAUGCCAAAAUAGCACAGGCCAAGGACUCCCUUGCUUUCAUUAUAUUCUUUGCCUGGUUGGAGAACGAGUUGAUCCAUAAGCAGAGAGAAGUUUCCGAGUACGAGGCAGCUCAAAAAAUUUUUGCAAUUCGCUCCAAACUACCUCAUUUCAGAGGCUUAUCAUAUGAGACCAUCUCUUCAACUGGCCCAAAUGCUGCCAUCAUCCAUUACGCCCCUACCAAGGAAGACAAUGCCAUAAUCGAUCCAACGACGCCUUACCUAAUUGACUCUGGAGCCCACUACCUCGAAGGAACAACUGACAUCACAAGAACGUUCAAGUUUGGUCAUGAAGGUAUCACACCUGAAAUGAAGAAAUUCUUCACUCUAGUGCUCAAGGGCCAUGUUGCUGUGGCUACUGCUAAAUUCCCAGAGAACCCUUCUGCGGGUACGAUCUUGGAUUCCUUCGCUAGACAACCACUCUGGAAUGAAGACUUGGAUUUCAACCAUGGAACCGGUCAUGGCGUGGGUGCAUUUGGAAAUGUUCAUGAAGGUCCAUUAUACAUACCGCUGGGCGGUGGAGACGUGAACUACUUCAAGGAGGGUGCAAUUGUCACCGAUGAACCAGGCUACUACGUGGAUGGAAAGUUUGGUUUCAGAGUGGAGAGUGAACUAGAGAUCAUUGCUUCCGAUCCUGUGAAACCUUACAGAGGCUCUAACUUCUUAGCAUUCAACUACUUGACGAAGGUGCCUUUGGGUCUUAAUCUUGUUGAUCCUGGCUACCUCAGUGCUGUGGAGAAACGGUGGAUCAACAGCUACCAUAAGUCGAUAGUCGCCGAUUUUGGCACGAAGCUUCUUGAUCUUGGCGAGUACCGUGCUUAUGCCUGGCUACAAAAGGAAACUGUCCCAAUAGUGUAA